AGGGACUUGCAGUGGAAGGAUUCGAAAUCCGGAAGAUUUAAAUCGCUGAAGGAGAGGUCGCUACGGCACAGUAGACUCUCAAGAGGAAGUCCUCUGCUGAACUCAGACAUUAAAAUCCUAACCACCAGAGCUAAUUUGGAUCAUAAACCACCAAAUGAAUGGGAGCGUCUGUGGUCUUGGCAAGUACAGAAACAUAUAGGUUACUUAUGAGGAUAAUUCACUAAAACAUCAAGCUAUGAAGAAAAACUCCAAGAGGAACCACAGUUCAAGGGUUUCUGACCUAGAAUUGAACUCUGCGGAUGCUGAGAAGGAAAAAAAAGAGCAUCAAAAUAACUUUGUUGAACUGCUGCCUCUAGAAGUUACUUUAAAAAUUUUCAGUCAGCUGGACAUCUGGAGUUUGUGCAGGGCUUCGGUGACGUGCAGGAGCUGGAAUCACACAAUAAGACACAGCGAUGCCUUGUGGAAACCUCAUUGCCUGACUGUGAGAGCUGUAUGCCAAAGAGAGAUAGAUGAUGAUCUAGAGAGUGGUUAUCCCUGGAGGGUAAUACUACUGAGGAAUUACCAGAAGAGUAAAGUGAAACAUGAAUGGCUAAGUGGCAGAUAUAGCAACAUAUGUUCUCCUAUCAGCCUACCAGAAAAAAUCAUGUACCCAAUGGAUGCAGACACAUGGGGGGAAAUUCUAGAAGCAGAACUGGAAAGAUAAGCAGAAAAAUCACACACAGAUCUCCUAACUUUGAGAGUUUAAAACUAAAAUGACUCUUAGUUUAUAAAAGGUACAUCUUUAGCC
Molecule: messenger RNA, 787 nt
Organism: Eubalaena glacialis (North Atlantic right whale)
Lineage: Eukaryota; Metazoa; Chordata; Mammalia; Artiodactyla; Balaenidae
Gene: FBXO48
Product: F-box protein 48
Exons: 4
Coding region: 236-703 (155 amino acids)
Biological process (GO): SCF-dependent proteasomal ubiquitin-dependent protein catabolic process
Cellular component (GO): SCF ubiquitin ligase complex
Molecular function (GO): protein binding
Source: RefSeq, a predicted model, not a curated record